AUGAGAGCUGCGGUCCUAUACUAUUCUGGUCCGAACCCAUCUCCUCCGUCCGGACCUUACUUGUUUCACCCAUCUGGAAAGAUCACCAGGGUUUAUCGGCUAUACAGGGACCACAACUUUGCGUUCGAGACGCCCGUGACUGAGGGACUGAAUGGCUCUUACGUGUCCGUGACCGGAGCGGUUGAAACCGACGCCAACGGAGCACUGAGCAUUGCUGUUCCUUCGAGGCUGUACUAUCCACCUCCGUCCAGGGAGAAACCCCUAUCUGGCAAGCGACUAGUAGUCAAGGAUAACUACGAUCUCAAGGGUAUCCGCACCGUUGCCGGUUCGCGCGCCCUUCGCGAGUUGGACGACCCUGCAGGCGAAAACGCACCGAGUUUACAGAAGCUUAUCGACUUGGGCGCAGUUGUCAUCGGAAAACUUGCCCCUUUCAAUCCCCGCGGCGACAACUACCAAAGCCCUGCCUUCUCUUCCUGUGGAACUGGCGCCGGCGUGGCCUCGUACGGUUGGGUCGACUUCGGCACGGCAAGCGACACAGGCGGCUCGAUCCGACUACCAUCAAAAGCCAACGGCCUCUUCGGCCUACGGCCGACAAAUGGAAGUCUUCCACCGAUGCGCAUUCUACCGCAGUCUCCUAUCUUCGAUGUUCCGGGCCUUCUAUCACGUUCGGCUUUGCUUUUGCAAACCGCAUACACAAACUGGUUCCCUAGCAAGCCUUAUGCACAUCUCCCACGUCGAAUCAUUCUGCCAACCGAGUUCUGGCCGACGGAGAACGCGACAUCUAUGCCUGUUUUUGAGUCCUUCCUGUCUCAAUUAUCAACGUAUCUUAACGCCACAAUCGACGAAGUGAGCACCAACAGCUCUUUCAAGUUACACGCGAAUCACUCCGAGGGCAUACAACCCUACCUCCAAUCGGCAUACUCGAACAUAACAAACUUCGACCAAGUAAGACUCUGGUGGCAGCCUUUCAACGCCGCGUAUCAAGCCAAAUUCGGGCGAUCACCUUACAUAGGUCCCGUGCCCGCAUCGCGUAUCGAGCGUGGAGAAACGCUCACCCAAGACCUGUAUGACGAUGCUCUUACCCGAGUGAACACUUAUCGUGAUUGGUUUAGCUCGCAUGUAUUGCCAACUUGCGAGUCUGCCAUUCUCAUGUAUCCUCUCGGCGCCGGCCUGGAAGAAUACCGCGAUAUUUACCCGGAACCACCCAGCGCCGUAUUCGGCGGUAGCUAUCCUGCGACUUUCAUGAGCGUGUUGUCGGGGGCUCCUGACUACGCGGUGCCCAUUGGUGAGCGAACUUAUUAUUCGAGGGUUACGCGGCGCAACGAGACAUUGCCGGUAACGGUGGGCAUCAUGGCGGCCGCUGGAUGUGACAAGAUGUUGGUGGACCUUGUGGCUGGCAUGGCAGAGUUAGGGUUCUUGCCAGGCGAGGUAAAGACGGGGCGAGCGAUAUACUGA
Molecule: messenger RNA, 1455 nt
Organism: Diaporthe citri
Lineage: Eukaryota; Fungi; Ascomycota; Sordariomycetes; Diaporthales; Diaporthaceae
Exons: 2
Coding region: 1-1455 (484 amino acids)
Source: RefSeq, a predicted model, not a curated record